This is a messenger RNA of Baudoinia panamericana UAMH 10762, 1230 nucleotides long. RefSeq lists its product as uncharacterized. The coding region runs from base 1 to 1230 and encodes 409 amino acids. Gene Ontology annotation, molecular function: Hsp70 protein binding. The transcript has a single exon. The record is from RefSeq and is a predicted model, not a curated record. Gene Ontology annotation, biological process: protein refolding. Lineage: Eukaryota; Fungi; Ascomycota; Dothideomycetes; Mycosphaerellales; Teratosphaeriaceae. Gene Ontology annotation, cellular component: cytoplasm.
AUGCUCCUCUUCUCCGCCCUCGCCCUCCUCUGCGUCCUUCCCCUGAUCGCGCUCGCAGCAGAAGACUACUACAAACUCCUCAACCUCGACCGCGACGCCGACGACCGGCAAAUCAAAAAGGCCUACCGCAAACUCUCGAAACAAUGGCACCCGGACAAGAACCCCGGCAACUCGGAAGCAGAAGCGAAAUUCAAAGACAUCGCCGAAGCCUACGACGUCCUCAGCGAUCAGGAAUUACGGCAGGUCUACAACCAACACGGGCACGAAGGGGUGAAACAGCGGCGUCAAGGCGGCGGAGCGGCGCGACAUAACCCCUUCGAUCUGUUCAGCCAGUUCUUCGGCGGUGGGGGACAUUUCGGGCAAGGGCAGCGCAGGGGCCCGAACAUGGAAGUCCGCAUCCACGUCCCGCUGCGCAAUUUCUACACGGGCGCGGACCACGAGUUCAAAGUGGAGAAGCAGGCCAUCUGCGACAAAUGCGACGGGAGCGGCAGCGAAGACGGCGUGAGGGAUACGUGUCACAAGUGCAACGGGCAGGGGAUGGUGGUGCAACGACACCAGCUCGCGCCGGGCAUCUUCCAGCAGGCGCAGAUGCAGUGUGAUGUUUGCGGCGGCAAGGGGAGCACGGUGAAGAAUAAGUGUAAGCGAUGCGGAGGCAGUCGGGUGGUCAGGACGGAGGAGCAGUUCGACCUGGCCGUGGAGAAGGGGAUGCCGAAGGGGAUCCGCGUGACGUAUGAGAAUGAGGCGGAUGAGAGCCCGGAUUACGCCGCGGGCGACCUGAUAGUGCUACUCAUGGAGAAGGAUCCGGAGUUGGGCGUGGCAGAGCACGAACGAACGGACGGGACUUUCUUCCGCCGUAAGGACACGCACCUCCACUGGCGCGAGGUGCUGAGUCUGAGGGAAGCGUGGAUGGGCGACUGGACGCGCAAUCUCACGCACCUCGACGGCCACGUCGUCCACUUAUUCCGCCCGCGAGGGCAAGUCAUCCAGCCGGGGACGGUGGAGGUGGUGAAGGGUGAGGGGAUGCCGAUAUGGCGGCAUGAGGAGGGACAGGGACCCGCGUUCGGCGACUUGCAUGUCGAGUACGUGGUUGUGCUGCCGGAUGCGAUGGAGGGCGGGAUGGAGAAGGAGUUUUGGCAGGUUUGGGAGAAGUGGCGGAAGAAGGUCGGGGUGGAUUUGGGGAGGGAGUUUGGGAGGCCAACGGAGCGGGUGGGGCGGCAUGAUGAGCUGUAA